AUGGAAGAAACGGCACCGGUACACGCUCAUGCUAGCGAUAUGGAGUGGCUAGAUCGAUUAAAACGGCGAUUAAGCAAUAAUGCAUGUAAUUCAACAUUAUCACAACCUCAUCAUGACGAUUUGAAACGAGCCAGUGUCUUGGUUCUGCUAGAUUCCAAGGGAAACGUUCUACUGAAUCAGCGAAGUUUGUAUCUUAAAUCUCAUCCGGGCGAGAUAUGCUUUCCUGGAGGUAAGCAAGAUCCGGAAGAUGGCGGAGAUGAUGUCGUGACAGCACUGCGAGAAUGCCAUGAAGAAGUCGGAUUGCAAUUUCAGAAUCCCAGCAAGAAGGAUGAGGAAGAUGAAAAACUACCCAAAGUGGAAAUAAUCGGAGCCAUGCCCACGAUUGAAAGCUUGCACCACCUUUGCGUCACUCCAAUCGUGGCCUUGGUCCCAGAUCAUCACCAUUCCGAAUUACCCCUGACAUUAAAUGAAAAGGAAGUGGCAGCUGCCUUUUGGGCUCCUCUUGACUUUUAUGUUAAAAAUACUCCCAUCGAACUUUAUCCGCUUGAGUGGUCGGGAGAAACCUUUUGGUAUCGCAACUACUCCUACAGCAUUACGGAACCAAACGAUUCAUCUCGAGGUGCUGGAAACAGCAGCAAUCGCAACAAGAGAAGGCGAAGAACACGGGCGCACGCAGUAAACGUCACAGGACUGACAGCUCAUAUUGCCUACGAGGUUGCAAAGAUUGCUCAUCCAAACCACUCUGAUAGUAGCUUUGUCUUGCUUCGGCAAUUCCAACGAGGCAAAUCAAAGUAUUGGACUCCCAAAUGCUUUGUCUUUGCAACGUCCAUGUUGCAUCAGCACGAUCAUGAUUCCCAGCGAAAUCGAAAACAAAAUGCCGCCAAUAAAAAGAAUCGACUGAUGCUAGAUGCUACCUGUCAAAUGGUAGACUAUACGGAAGAUCCAGAAUAUGCGUUUGCCUUUCAGUUGAUUGUUUUGGAUGGAAAGAUUACGUGGACGCUUGCAGCAACAACACAGGAGGAAAAGGACGCCUUUCAAAAUGCUCUUUUCCAGUUCUUGAAAUCAUCAGGGAAGAGGAAUGAUAUUCAAGAAUAA
Messenger RNA from Cylindrotheca closterium, 1095 nucleotides. The record is from the annotation of a GenBank genome assembly. Lineage: Eukaryota; Bacillariophyta; Bacillariophyceae; Bacillariales; Bacillariaceae.